UCAUUUUUGUUCAAAGCAAUCUGCUUGAGCAUUCGAGCACAAAUUGGUAGGUUAGUCUACUUUCAUGUCCACAGUGCAGUCGGCCAAAACACUGCAACUGAGCGGUCGGUGGAAAAGUUUCGCGGCAGAAUGUUCUCGCUCGAGCGCGCGACUCCUGUCUCCGCAAUAGGAGUAGGCCCGUCGCUUAUGUCUGCCUACCCUCCGGCUAUUCAACGCAGUUCCACAUUCCUGUCUGCUUACCGUACUUGGAUUCCUACGGUGGUGGUGAAGAAUGGACUCGUCAAAAGCAACUGCCGGAGCUUCCUCAUCGAUGUAAGAACCUACAGCGGAAGAUGCUUACAGCCUACUAUAACCACUUUUGAUCCUUUGGGUUUGAACCCUGAGACAUCUUCAAGUUUAGGUGACGCAUGGGAUAGUUUUCUGCAAUUAUUUACGCAAACUUUUGAAAGUACAUCUAAUACAAAGAAAGAGUUAUCAUCAAAUAGAGGAGUAGCAGCUGCAAUUGAAGACAGCUCGAUUGACCUUGGUGACUUUUUUAAAGGCCCCCUCCCUGGGAAGUUCCUAAAGUUGUUAGGAUACUUAGCUUUGUCUCGGCUUGGAAUAUAUAUACCUAUUGGUGGAAUCAACCAAGAAGCCUUUGUUGGUAACUUGGAUCAGAACAGUCUUUUGAGCACCUUGGAUUCACUUUCUGGUGGUGGCAUUGGUCGGUUGGGAAUCUGUUCUCUCGGCAUUGUUCCUUUUAUCAACGCGCAGAUUGUAUUUCAGCUUCUAACACAGGUUUUCCCUAAGUUGCAAGAACUUCAAAAGAGGGAAGGAGAAGCUGGCAGGAAGAAAGUCCUUCAAUACACACGGUAUGCAUCGGUUGGGUUUGCGGUGGUGCAGGCUAUUGGCCAAGUAAUUUACCUACGUCCCUACGUCGAUGACUUCAGCAUGAAAUGGGUGUUAUCUUCAGUAACGUUAUUGACAGUGGGAUCAGUUUUGACUACAUAUAUUGGAGAGAAGAUAUCAGACCUAAAACUUGGAAAUGGAACUUCACUUUUGAUAUUCACGAGUAUUAUAUCAUACUUACCUGCAUCAUUUGGAAGAACAGUCUCCCAGGCAUUUCAGGAUGGAAAUUACAUUGGAUUGACUACUAUUGUAAUUUCAUUCUUUGUAUUAGUUCUUGGUAUUGUGUAUGUACAGGAAGCGGAGAGAAAAAUACCGCUUAAUUAUGCUUCAAGAUACAGCAGCAGAAGUGGAGGCCUUCAAAAAGCUGCAUACCUACCUUUUAAGGUGAAUAGUUCUGGUGUGAUGCCUAUCAUAUUUUCAACAUCUUCUUUAGCUUUGCCCGGUACUCUGGCACGUUUCACUGGUUUAGAUGCUCUUAAAAAGGCUACGCUUGCCUUAAAUCCAGGAGGUCCUUUUUAUCUUCCAACAAAUAUAUUGCUGAUAGCUUUCUUCAACUAUUAUUAUACCUUUCUACAAUUAGAUCCCGAUGAUGUGAGUGAACAGUUGAAACGCCAAGGUGCUUCAAUUCCUCUUGUUCGGCCAGGAAAAAGCACUGCUGCUUUCCUUAAAACUGUUCUAAGUCGCAUAUCUAUAUUGGGUUCUGCAUUCCUAGCCAUCCUUGCUUCCGGUCCAGCCGUGGUCGAACAAAUCACUCACCUGACUGCCUUUCGCGGCUUCGCCGGAACAUCUGUGCUCAUCCUUGUUGGUUGUGCUACUGAUACGGCGAGGAAAGUUCAAGCAGAAAUCAUUUCUCAAAAGUACAAGAACAUAGAAUUCUAUGACCUUGACAAGUAUGGACCCUGAACUUCUAUUUUAUUUAUUGCAAGCCUUCAAUUAACCUGUUGUUGAUGAUUUAAUUGUUUCUGUGGUAAAAAUGUGUACAUAACAUUUGUAAGGAGGCUGCCAUUUUGAUGUGAAUAUGUUC
Molecule: messenger RNA, 1912 nt
Organism: Phalaenopsis equestris
Lineage: Eukaryota; Viridiplantae; Streptophyta; Magnoliopsida; Asparagales; Orchidaceae
Product: preprotein translocase subunit SCY1, chloroplastic
Exons: 8
Coding region: 130-1791 (553 amino acids)
Biological process (GO): SRP-dependent cotranslational protein targeting to membrane, translocation
Cellular component (GO): chloroplast thylakoid membrane
Molecular function (GO): signal sequence receptor activity; transmembrane protein transporter activity
Source: RefSeq, a predicted model, not a curated record